Huiozyma naganishii CBS 8797 is the source of this 1188-nucleotide messenger RNA. RefSeq names its product Sil1p (gene SIL1). Gene Ontology annotation, molecular function: adenyl-nucleotide exchange factor activity. The record is from RefSeq and is a predicted model, not a curated record. Gene Ontology annotation, cellular component: endoplasmic reticulum. The transcript has a single exon. NCBI's taxonomy places the organism in Eukaryota, Fungi, Ascomycota, Saccharomycetes, Saccharomycetales, Saccharomycetaceae. Bases 1 to 1188 code for a protein of 395 amino acids.
AUGAGACUGCCGCUGCUGUUGCAACUGCUGCCCGUUUUCACGAGAGCCGUGAGGGCUCAGGGAGAGCUGAACGGAUUGAUACUCGCCGAGCAGAACGAUAACACGAAGGACGAGCUCAACGAGGAUGGGACUGUUCGUGUACCAGCAGACUUGGAGAUCAGGGGCUCGCUCGUGUGUUCCAAAGACACAAACGACUGCUACCCUCGCGAGUUCGAGCCACAGGCCGUCUGGCAGCCCGUUAAGAGACUCCAGAUGCUCCCCGCUGGACUGGAUAUCCGGAUGAACCUCGAAACCGGGUUGAAGGAGGCGAAGUGGAGGGAAUCAGAGCCACAAGAGGCGCCAGAACCACAGGAGUACGAACUGACGGGAGAGUUCAAAGAGAUCACGGCCUCGUUGAUAUCCGAGGACUACACCGCUGCGGAACGUCAACUGCAAGAAGUGCUCGAUCUAGCGCACGACUACAAGAUCGGGUACAAGAUCGUGGCCCACGACUUCGCACUGCUUAGAAACGUCUCCCUCGACUUAAUGUACCCCGACUCGCUUAGGGAGGCCGCUGCUUCCUGCAUUCUCAGCAGUGUGAGGAAUAACCCACCUGCGCGGGAACACAUCCUUGAGUUCUUCCCGGAGUUCACAGACGACACAUUCGAAGCCAUCGCUGGGCUGUCCCCCAAGCAGACCGUCCUGAUGAAGAGGUACUUGUCUACUCUGGAGGAGUUACUCCCACAACAUCACGACUUCACGGGGGCCCAGAUGAGUAUCCUGGACAAAGCCGUGUCACAGAUGGACGACAUCCAUACGAACAUCCGCGUGUUACAAUUGGCCUCCAAGUACUUGGACCACAUAGAUAAGAACUCUGUGAUCUCGCAGAAGGAGUUGCAAGGAUGGACGGACCGUCUCGUGGCGCUGAUCGGUAACGACCGGGUGGACGAGUUACACGUCAGACGGUUCUUCGACUCGCUGUACAACAUGAAGAGACAUUUCCCACACGACUUACACAUCGGCCCCGGUUUCCAGAGCUGGCUGCUAGAACAGGCCGGUAAGAGGUCUGCGAAUCUGAAAAGCGACCUACACCAGAGGGACUUGGAGCAGGACGAGUUCGACCAGAAACUCGUGGACAGCAGGUUCUCCGUCUUCGGCAACAAGUUGGCUAAGCGGAUUAAAGCGGACGAGUACAGAGACGAACUGUGA